Messenger RNA from Pungitius pungitius (ninespine stickleback), 2187 nucleotides. RefSeq names its product limb and neural patterns a (gene lnpka). Bases 229 to 1452 code for a protein of 407 amino acids. Gene Ontology annotation, biological process: endoplasmic reticulum tubular network organization. The transcript has 13 exons. Gene Ontology annotation, cellular component: endoplasmic reticulum tubular network. The record is from RefSeq and is a predicted model, not a curated record. NCBI's taxonomy places the organism in Eukaryota, Metazoa, Chordata, Actinopteri, Perciformes, Gasterosteidae.
CAUCGAUAGUCCUCAUCAGCCUGGAGACGCUGCAUUGAAGGCUCAGCACCGCUCAGGCUCCAUGACAAUCUUCCAGCAGACACUCCCCCAUUUUGGCUCACCGACGCUGCGUCAAGACGACAGGAGGACGGCGGUGGAAACCGGGACAGCUCCACUCCGGUGGAGAGGUUACCUGUUAGAGGAGAUCACAGAAGACGAAACAGAAUAUCCUGCAAUCCUCUAAACAACAUGGGGGCAGUCAUCUCACGGUGGAGGGCGAAACCAUCCACUGUGGAGAUUUUGGAGGGAAUCGAUAAGGAUCUACAGACCCUCGAGGAAUACAGUGAGAAGUACCAGAGGCAGUUGAAGAUAUGGGUCGGGCGACUGCUUCUGUACUCGUCUCUUCUCUACCUGAUCACGUGUAUAGUUGUGUAUCUCUGGUUCCUGCCUGAACUUUUGAUGGGACAGCUCAUACUGUCUCUUCCCUUUGUAGUAUUUCCAUUAUUAGUUUGGCUACUUCGAAAAAUGCUUAUUGUUAUUUUUUCACGAAGAACCGAAAACAACAAUGAAAAAUUGGAAGAUCUUAAAUCACGAAAAAGGAAAAUACUUGAAGAAGUCAUGGAAACGGAGACGUAUAAAAAUGCUAAACUGAUCCUAGAGAGAUUUGAUCCUGAUUCUAAGAGAAGAAUUGAGCUCGACUCCACACCAGUUCGACCCCAGAUGACUCCAAAACCAGGCCAGGAGCUCCGCCAGCGCAAUGUCAUCCCAAAGACCCCCACCGUGGCGGUGAAUCCUGCGAGCGGAGCUGCUGCUCGCCCCCCUCUUAGCUCUGGGUCCACCUUUCCCGGACGCUCCUCCCACUCCGCUCCAGGUGGACCCCCAGAGAGGGGCCUGUCUGCUGUAGCUGCUCAGCAGACCCUGAUGAGGAGGCCUGUGACCCCCGGAACACCUGUUCCAGGAGUCGCAGGGAUGCACCCCCCAGGCCCGCCGCUGGCCAGACCCGUGGUCCCAAGGGAAAGAGGCGCUAUGGACCGAGUCAUUGAGUAUCUUGUUGGAGAUGGCCCUCAGAACAGAUACGCUCUCAUCUGUCAGCAGUGUCUGUCCCAUAACGGCAUGGCAUUAAAAGAGGAAUUUGAAUAUGUUGCCUUCCGAUGUGCAUAUUGUUAUUUCCUGAACCCCGCGAGGAAGACCAGGCCUCAGGCCCCCAGACUCCCCGAGGCCGCUGGCGAACUGAAGGCGUCACUAGAGGCGCCCGUAGCUUCGUCUGCCACCGAUUUAGAAGUUGACCAAUCACUUUUAGGGCAAACCAAGCCAGCAGAUGUUUCGGCUGAAACCGACACCCAGGAGCCCGGCACACCAACGUCCACAGAGCCCGGCUCUGCGUCAGACAGCCAAAGCACCCCCGAGUCUCAAGAUCCGCACUCGGAGAAAUCUGACGCAGAGCAAGAUGUGUCUGCCAUGGAAGUGGAAUGAAACGGUGCCAGUCAGGCUGAAACAUUUAUCUUUAAGAAAUGUGAUAACCGUUGACUUACAAGCAAACGCCGUGAGUUGAAAUGACCCAGUAAGAAGUUGGCAGGUGAUGUGAUUUUCAACUCGCAGUCCAGAAUGUCCUUUUCUUUUGAGAAUGGCUUUUAUAGUACUGAAAAGAUAUUGUAUGAAAUUGCAUUUUGUUGCAAUCUUUUCCUGUGUGAGUCCUUGCUGUUAAAACAUCGUAUUCGCAACAGUAAGGCUUAUACUUGUGUGGAUUUUGAAUUUCCAUGUUUUCUUUACUUUCAAUAUUUUAUGUUUCUUGGACAGAACAGUAUUCUAUAUGAGUUAAUUUGAUACUGCAGGGAAAAAAUAUAUAUUUUGUUGGUAAAAUUUAUUUAUGGUAAAAUAUUUAUGAAUGCUUACUUAUAGAUACUAUAAUCUUUUGCCUCUCAUGACUGUUGACUGGGGUACUUUGUAGCACGGAAAUGCUACUAUGUUUACACAACAAUGGUACCAUAAUACAAAUGCAACAUAGUAUGUAUUUAUUACUAAAUGCUGGAGAUUUGUCAGUACUGUGCACCUGUCCGAAAUGUGCCUUUUAUAUUCAAGUCUUUCAGAGAGUUGUUGAUGCCACCUGUUUACACAAAGACACAGUCAUUAAACUGUUUACAGACUAUCUGUUUUCUAGAUGGAGGAAUUCUUGUUCUGUAUGAAUAAUAUUAAAUAAACUUUUGAGAG